AUGGCGUUCCUUGAGUUGACCGCUCCCCGCUCUCCCACUCCGGAGCCGGCCUCAACCAUUUCCUCUGAGGACAACAAACUUGUUGCCCUUACCCCUCCUUCUCAUGCCUUCGCAGAGACUACCAACACUACCUCUGCUGAGGUUAGUGUUGACAACACCGACAAGGCCUUCGAUCAGAUGAUCGCCCACAUCAACGCGAUGCGAGCCAAGGUUCAGGCCCUUGAGUCAGAGAACACCGAGCUCAAGGCUCAAGUCGAGUAUGAGAAGUCUUUCAAGGAGCACUUCUCCAAGAACCUUGACGAGGCCAACAACAACUUGCACUCUGCUGAACGUGAGGCGGCUAUCAAGUUCCAAACUCUAGAGUCGGAGAAUACCGAGCUGAAGGCUCAAGUCGAGCACGAGAAGUCCUCCAAGGAGCAAUUUUCCAACAACCUUGAGACAGCCAACCGCAACUGGCGCUUGGCUGAGUCUAAAUCCGCUGCCAAGGUUCAGGCUCUCGAGUCAGAGAACAAUGAGAUCAAGGCUCAAGUUGAGAACGAGAAGUCAUUCAAGGAGCACUACUCCCGAAGCCUUGACGAAGCCAACCGCAACUGGCACUCUGCAGAAUUUGAGGCUGCUGCCAAGGAAGCCGAGCUUGGUCGUGUUCGCGAGCGUCUGAGCCUUGUCGAAGCUCAAGUCACUGAGCAGGCGGAGCUUCAUGCCGUCAAGGAACAGAACACCGAACUUCAGGCUCGUUACCGCUACCAGUUCUAUCUGACUACACAUCACCAUGUCCAGACACUCAAGCAUAUGAUGCACGACUGGAAGGCUCAGGUGUUACAGAAGAUUGAUGAAGAGUAUGAGAAGAACAAGGAGAAGGAAAACGACUCCGCUGCUGGAGUCAAUGCCGAGUACGAACGACUCAAGGCUCUGGUAGAAGGUCAUGACUACAUCAUCACCAACAUCAAGAAGGGCAACGAAAAGUUUGCCACUCUGAUUAAGGAUCUACGAGAGAGCGAGAAUCCUACUCUCACUUCCGACCUUACUGCGGAUCGCUUUGAAGCUUUCUUGAGCGAACGCGAGAAGAUGGUCGCUCAGCUUGAGCAGGAGAAAGAGGACCAGAAGACAGACGACAUCACUGACGACGCGAUUGAGAUUCCCACCGAGACCAAGGAGCCGACCAAGGCUGAACGAAAGAAGGCAAAGAAGGCUGCUAAGAAGGCGGCGAAGAAGGCUAAGAAGGCCAGUGAGAAGAAGUAA
Molecule: messenger RNA, 1239 nt
Organism: Fusarium proliferatum ET1
Lineage: Eukaryota; Fungi; Ascomycota; Sordariomycetes; Hypocreales; Nectriaceae
Exons: 3
Coding region: 1-1239 (412 amino acids)
Source: RefSeq, a predicted model, not a curated record